Molecule: messenger RNA, 1149 nt
Organism: Rubroshorea leprosula
Lineage: Eukaryota; Viridiplantae; Streptophyta; Magnoliopsida; Malvales; Dipterocarpaceae
Source: the annotation of a GenBank genome assembly
UAAAUCUCCCUAUGAGUGUCUCUAUGGUAUUCUUCCUACUAAUGAUCUUCUUAAAAUUUUUGGUUGUGCUUGUUUUGUUUUUUUACCUUCUCAUGAACAUCACAAGUUAGAGUCUUGAGCUCGACUUUAUUGUUUUUUGGGGUAUGGGAUACAACAUAGAGGUGUCUCCUUCUCAUCAAACUCCUAUCUUUACUAAUACACCCCUUGAGCUAUUUCCUAGUGAUGAUGCAGGGUUUCCUGAUGAGCUUUCAAACAAUCAAACUAUCAUGGCUCUUAUUUCAAAAGAUGUCUCUUUUGUGGAUACUACACCUAGAACAAAUGAGAUUGAAAAUUCACCAAUUGCUUCCUCUUCCAGUCAUCCUACUUGGGUAAGAAAUCCACCUACAUAUCUUCAAGAUUACCAUUGUUUGUCUACAUUUACCUCUUUACAUGAACCUCAGCAAGCUAUGAAAGAGGAAUUACAGGCUUUGGAAAAGACAAGUACUUUGGACUUGGUUGAUCUUCCUACUGAUAAAACUCUUGUUGGAUGCAAGUGGGUAUACAAGAUCAAAACUCAUUCCGAUGGAUCUGUGGAGCACUAUAAGGCACACCUGAUGGCAAAGUGUUUUACACAAGAAUAUGACAUUAACUAUGAAGAGACCUUUGCUCCUGUUGCUUAUCUGAUCACAGUAUGCAGUCUACUAGCUAUUGUUGCUGUACGUAAAUGGAAUUCUAUUGUAAGUGAGUUUAGUUUCACAUCUAGUCCACAUGAUACUACUUUAUUUGUCCGUAAAUCUGCUCAAGGAAUGGUUCUCGUACUCAUAUAUGUUGAUGAUGUGAUUAUCACUGGAGAUGAUGUUUCAGGAAUUGAUGAGCUUAAGCAGUUUCUUAGCCACAUAUUUGAGAUGAAAGACCUUGGCUCUUUGAGCUAUUUUUUUAGGACUUGAAGUUUCAUCCUCAGAUGAUAGCUAUCUUUUCUCUCAAGUGAAAUAUGCAUCAGAUCUUAUAUCUAAAGCUUGUCUCAUUAAUAGCAAGAUUGUCUCCACACCUUUUGAACCAAAUGUCAAACUCACAUCAUUAGAUGGCUCUCCAUUUCCUGACCCUACUUGUUAUCGACAGUUGGUUGGGAGUUUGGUUUAUCUUACUACGACACGUCCAGACAUAGCAUAU